AUGGAGCGUGAAUUCUUCACAAAUCUACCAUCAGAUAUGACAAUCAACAUCCUAUCGCGGCUCUCUAUACGAGGCAUUGCAAUCAGCAAAUGUGUUUGCAAACCAUGGCUCAAUCUGAUCGAGUCCAACGAUAUCGUCAAAUCCAAAAUCAAAACCGCAUCUGCUCUAGUUCAUUUCACGCCCUCAGCUCGAUGCACGAUUUUCGAAAUUGAAGACGAAGACGAAGCUGAUUUGGAGAUCCCUCACCCAAACAGAUCACCAAUAGAAGGUACCACUGCUAAUGACUUGCUUCUUCUCUUCCCAUCAGCAACAAAAGGUAUUCCUCUUUACAUAUGCAAUCCGAUGACUCGUGAAUAUACUGAGCCCUCUUACCCUCUUUACAUCCUGGAGCGUGUGUUAAAAUUUGGAUUCGGUGUGAGCAAAAUAAGUGGGGAAUAUAAGGUGGUCUGCAUCAAUGCGGACAAUGGUUUCAACACUCAUUAUGUAUACACCCUCGGAACAGGAAAAUGGAGGCACAUUGAAGCCGGAGCUGCAUCUGAUUACAAAUUUUGGGCUCAACCUAUUUUAUGUAAUCACAGCCUCAAUUGGACGGUAAUAGAUUUGUGGUAUAACAAUUCUAUUUGUGGUUUUGACGUUGAAACAGAACGUUUUAGCAUCUUCUCUUUUCCUACUAAUGGAUAUGGAUAUGGGGAUUUGUGCGUUUUGAGAGACUGCUUGUGUUAUUGUUACACCUUUGAUGAUGAUUUUAUCAUAUGGUUGAUGAAGGAAUACCAAGUUGAGGAAUCUUGGACUAUAGAGUACAAGUUGGGUCCAAUUAUUUGUGAUUUUGAUUGGAAUUCUAUGCUUGUUGAACCAUUCAAACUUUUCAAAGAUGGUGACAUUUUGAUGUUAUUGGACAAAGGUCGUCUCAUCUACUAUUCCAACAAGAAAGGAACUUUUGAAUUUGUGGAUAUGUUUAAGGAUUUAGAUGCGACGGAUUUAGUCAGUCCCCUGAUUUUCAAUCCUAGCCUUUUCUCACUCAAAAAUUUUGGAUUUAAGAAUGUGAUAUCGUUUUAG
Molecule: messenger RNA, 1056 nt
Organism: Salvia splendens (bonfire salvia)
Lineage: Eukaryota; Viridiplantae; Streptophyta; Magnoliopsida; Lamiales; Lamiaceae
Product: F-box protein CPR1-like
Exons: 1
Coding region: 1-1056 (351 amino acids)
Molecular function (GO): protein binding
Source: RefSeq, a predicted model, not a curated record